Bipolaris zeicola 26-R-13 is the source of this 2484-nucleotide messenger RNA. RefSeq lists its product as uncharacterized. The transcript has 4 exons. The coding region runs from base 1 to 2484 and encodes 827 amino acids. The record is from RefSeq and is a predicted model, not a curated record. Lineage: Eukaryota; Fungi; Ascomycota; Dothideomycetes; Pleosporales; Pleosporaceae.
AUGUUGAGACCAGAGGUCGAAGACAAAUACCUCGUCGGAACCACACCUCCCAUAUCCUUUCUCCCGUAUCUUGUAUUCGCCUCGUUUCUUGUCAGCCUAAUUGGGACCUUUACCACCGUAGAGCUACUGCACCGACGAGCCUCUGGAACAGGAUGGCGUCCCUGGGCGGAUAUUGCUAUUUGUUCAGUAACAUUCGGGUUGGUCGCAGUCUGGUGCAUGCAUUUUGUCGGGAACCGUGCAAUCAUCCUUGGUGACGGCGAGUUAGAGAUUCAGCUAUACUACGAUGAGACAUAUGUGGUGCUGUCAGCUAUACUACCCAUUAUACCCAUCUUCAUGGGUCUCUCUGUCGCGAUCAGAUUUCACGAGCUGGGUCGGCGAGCUAUUGUUCGAUACGGAUCGCUUGCUGUAUGCGGGCUGUGUACAGGUGGUGCCACUACCAUGGUGCAUUUUCUGGGAAACAUCGGCGUCGAGAAUUGCAGAAUGUCGGCGAACUGGGCGAAUAUGGUUGGUUCUGCAGCUGUUGCUGUGGUCAUAUGUUCGGUUGGGUUUGGCCUCUUUUUCUACUGGGGAAAACUAUGGAUGAACAAUAUCUGGAGGCGCAUAUGUGUGUCCUUUACUCUGGCUGUGGGCAUUUGCGGGAUGCACUGGACUGCAGCAACAGGCACUUGGUAUCAGAUCGAGGCUUACCAUGAUGGCGAGGAAGCAGACCAGAACGUAAAUCUGAUUGUCGCUUAUUGCCUUUUAACAAUCUCAUGCAUUGCAUGUGUCAUACUAGGCUUCAUCAAACAACGCCAACGGAAAGAGGAAAAGAGCAGGGCGCAGCAAGCCGUGCUAGCUCUUGCCACCUUUGAUCCUUCAGGGAAAUUGCUGGUCAAUAAGACUGGGUUGAUGCCGUGCCAGACCAUCAUCCAGCAUUUCAAUCAAGGAGCCUUCGACGAUGAACUCGACACGUCCCAUCCGGUUUUCCAAUGGAUCUUUAGGGUCACACGAAACUGGAAUGGUAUCUCCGAUCUCAUUCCGUCAAUGCGUGAACACCUGCAACUGGCUGGAUACCUCGAAGCGACUUCUCCCGGAAACAAAAGACGCAACUCAUUACACGAGAGCGACGAUGCAACCUCGUCGGCCACGUUCCGUAAAUUGUUUUGCGUCACAGCUGAUGAGAUGGCUACAGCUCUUGAAAUGGGUCUCGAGAAGCUGGGAUGUCUAUAUGAGGAUGUUUUGACUACUGGCACGAUGACCACCAAUCGCGGGACGUGGACAGGUACACAUACAACCAAGACUACACCAGAUGUGAACGUGACAAUUAACGACCUCGAGUCGGGGAGAUUCGAGCCAGUCGUAUUCGGAAAGGGACAGAUGCUCAUACUCUCGAGGAAAGUCGACGCAUCAGAAGCACACCGAUUACAACAACUAGGCUACAGCUUCGCCGAAAUCGAGCAGGUCAGCCAUAACAUAGCACGCAGCCUGCAGAUCCCCUGUGGCGACCUCGAGGAUCUUAUCAUACGCCUACAUGCUUUUAGUGACAGACAGUACUCUGUUCCGAAGAGCGGCACCUACCUUGCUUCUUUCUUGGUACAACCAAGACCUGGCAUGAAAAGCAUGGAUGUCGUGGUACCGCGGGCGAAUUCAGGCCGGCUCCCAAUGGUCAAACUUGAUGACGAUCAGCUCGACAGUCAUCAAUUGGAAAUCCUCUCAACAUUCGACGGGCUCACUUUGGACCGGUGCCUGGCGCGGAUCAAAGCCUCCUCGGAACCAGAUACUAAAGUCUCCGCUUUCAUGCACAAAUUUGGCAGUCAGAUCGAAUCCCUUCUCCGGGAAUGCCCUGAAGAGGCUCUGCAUUUUUCCACGUUCUCGGCACAACAACUCGACAUGGUGAAUGGACAAACGGAUUUUAGCCAGGCAAAGGUGUUUGCUUUCUGUGGUAUCAAGGAAAUUUACGUCCAAUCGCUGCAGAGCUUCACUCUUAAGGCAAUACCGUUUUCGUUUUUCAAGACAUAUCUCAGGUCGCAGACAGGAUGUGCAGACCACGCUGUGCUUGUGCAAAGAAACCACGACGAGUUCGGCUAUCUCCAGCGGGCGCAAUCAGAUGCCGAAACUUCGUCUUCAAGCCUCAGUUCCAAGUGGCCGUGGAGCCUUCGCAAAGAGAAAUCACUAUCUAGCGAGAGGAGCUGGAACGAAGAAACGGACUCUGUAGAUAACCUUGUCAACCACAGACUACAUACUAGGACUCUCACAGCGGCUUCGGGCCACAGUAUGUGGGGCAGAAUGGUUACGAAUUCCCUUGAGGAAAUCAAGUCGCCUAGAAGCAAAUCCAGUUUCAAAGUGGAGAUGCAUAGUAUGAAAAGAGCGAAGAAUAAUAUGGUGGAUCAGGAGAGCCAAACGCUGGCUGAUCUGUUGAUGACGAUUACGACAGCAUCCCGUGGCUCACUUAUGAGCCGGCCACCAACCAGUGUGGAGCCUGGAGCUAAUCACUCCUUUGCGUAG